This is a messenger RNA of Encephalitozoon romaleae SJ-2008, 957 nucleotides long. RefSeq names its product Mrk1-like Ser/Thr protein kinase. Gene Ontology annotation, cellular component: cytoplasm. The transcript has a single exon. The coding region runs from base 1 to 957 and encodes 318 amino acids. NCBI's taxonomy places the organism in Eukaryota, Fungi, Microsporidia, Unikaryonidae. The record is from RefSeq and is a predicted model, not a curated record. Gene Ontology annotation, molecular function: ATP binding; protein serine/threonine kinase activity. Gene Ontology annotation, biological process: protein phosphorylation; signal transduction.
AUGGUAACCUUAUCCCAGAAGAAGCUUGUAGAAUCCAUAAAGCUAAUUGAGAGGGAAUGGAUAAAAAUGCACCGGGCUUUGGCCAGAUCAAAAUGUGGGGAGAUGAAAGAGGUCCAAUACAAGUAUGUUGAGAUGAUUGGAAAAGGAUCCUUUGGCGUCGUUGUCAAAAUAAUGGACGACCGGUGUAACUUCUUUGCACUGAAAAGAGUCUAUCAGGAUAGGAGAUAUCACAACAGGGAGCUUGGGAUUCUAAUGGAGAUAGACCAUCCAAACAUUGUAAAGCUUAUAUCAUAUUUCCAUACAGACAAAACGCCUUCCGGAAUGUAUCUCAACAUCAUUACAGACUUUGCUGGGAUAAAUCUGGAAGAGUACAUAAAAUCAAAUAGAAGCGUGGAGGUAAGAACAAUCAGAUCAAUAUAUAAGCAGAUUCUGGAAGGACUGAGGUACCUACACGAGAAGGGCAUAUGUCAUAGAGACAUAAAGCCAUCUAAUAUACUCAUAGGGCCCAAUGGAUUGGUCAAGAUCUGUGAUCUUGGAAGUGCAAAGGUGAUUGUGAGAGGAGAACGGAACAUAACGUACAUAUGCUCCAGAUUCUAUCGGGCACCGGAGAAUCUUUUGGACUACAAGGAAUAUGACUUUAAGAUUGACGUGUGGUCUGCGGGGUGUGUGAUUGCUGAGUUUAGGCAUCCAGGGCCUAUGUUUAAGGGGGGCACAAGCGGUUCCACACUCAACAAAAUUCUUGAAAUUGUUAGAACUUCCUUGGAGGACUUGAUUGAGCUUGGAUACCAAAAAUCUGAUUAUAAGCCCGGGUUAGGCGUUAGGAAGUAUCUUGAGAAGUUCUUUGACGAUACCGAUCUUCUUGACGUUCUUGAAAGGUCUUUGACAUUUUCACCUUGCAAAAGAUCUACUGCUUCUGAGUUAUUAAGUAAGCCUUUUUUCCAGUGUUUGGAAAGAUAA